GUAGGAGCAAUGGACGACUUUAUAAUGACAAUUGAAGACGACACAGAGAUUAAAACAUACAAUGAAGAGGAAAAUGAGGAAAAUGAUAAUAGCCCAACGCAUAAAGAGAAUAAAGAUUCAAGGAAACGAAAAAAAAAGGAAAAAAAAGCUUCAAUAAAUGAGGAUAUUUCAUUAAAAAAAAAAGAUAUAAAUCCUGAUUUCUCGUUCUCUUUUGGUGACGAUAAUUUUUAUAAUGAUGUUGAAGGCUGGGAUUUUGUAGCAGCUAGGGCCGGAUUAAAACCCAAACUUACUAUUCCUUCAAGGACGAUCGAUGAAAUAAUUACAAACAAGCGCAACGAAGCGAGAUCAUCACUAAUUUUAAAUACAAAAACGAAUGGACGAAAUAAUUCAAAAAAAAAAAAUGCUGAUAGCUUUGGUGCCGGAACCCAAUGCGAUAUCUACAAUGACGAAAACGAAUCAAGUGAAAACGAUGAAGGCGAAACCGAUGAAGACGACGACGAUCAAAUGUCGAGUAGUACAGAUGAAUACUGGAACAACCACGAAGAUCGUGAUAAUGAUUCUAAUAGUGAAAAUAGUAGUGAGGACGAAGAUGAAAAACAGAGGAAGAAAGAAUAUUUUGCAGAUGAGUCUGAGCUAAUUCAUUACGACAAUGCUGAAUCAUUCCAAACAAUGAAUCUUUCUCGACCUAUUCUUAAAGGCCUUA
Messenger RNA from Racocetra persica, 703 nucleotides. The record is from the annotation of a GenBank genome assembly. NCBI's taxonomy places the organism in Eukaryota, Fungi, Glomeromycota, Glomeromycetes, Diversisporales, Gigasporaceae.